This is a messenger RNA of Ipomoea triloba (trilobed morning glory), 1184 nucleotides long. Its product is annotated as protein SIEVE ELEMENT OCCLUSION B-like. The transcript has 6 exons. The record is from RefSeq and is a predicted model, not a curated record. Lineage: Eukaryota; Viridiplantae; Streptophyta; Magnoliopsida; Solanales; Convolvulaceae. Bases 42 to 1184 code for a protein of 380 amino acids. Gene Ontology annotation, biological process: phloem development.
UAUCUAAAUUCAAGCUACAUCAAGUAGUAUUAAUAGCAGCGAUGCAGUCACCGGCGGCCGCCCCUGUCCACCGUGCAGUGGCCAGUCUCGAUGAUUCUGCGGUGGUGAAACAAAUUGAGAAAACCCAUUACCCUAAUGGAGAAGAGAUCGACGCCCUGUCUAUCCUCAAUAUCGCCAAAGGCAUUUUGGAUGACUGCAAGAGCACUCCACCCACUAAGACUUCUGAAGAAGGAGAAGGUGAAAGUGCCACAUUGACACCAGAGCUGCAAUUUGAAGUGUACAGGCUUUCCGUCCAGCUUUCGUACAAGAGUUUGGAAGCAGGAGAAGAUGUGCAGGAAAAGACUGUGACUCUCUUCAACAUGCUCUCAAGCUACUCAUGGGAAGUUAAGGUGGCACUCAUCCUUGCAGCUUAUGUUUCCAGCUAUGGAGAAUAUUGGCUUAUUGCCCAGACAUACAGAGAUAAAGAUCAAGUAGCCAUGGGCAUGGUAGCUCUCCUGCAAAUGUCUGACCUGCUAAAAGACGACAACAAGAAACUAGAGACACUAUUCCAACCUCUUCAAAAACUAGUCAAACCCAUCCUAGAUUUGUGCUACUGCAUCGCUGAGGUUAAGAAAUUCUUCUUAUCUGUUUUUGCUUCUUCAGACACCAGAGGAGGAUUUCCUGGGUUAAGAGCCACGGUUAUCAUCUGUAGCUAUUGGAUCAUUAGAUCUGCUGUUAUUUGCACGUCAUAUAUGCAUUCCCUCAUCGUAAAGGAUCCUAGGACCACCUCCAUGGAUGGAGAGCUAGACAGCUUGGCUCGCAAGAUUCAACCACUGCGAAAUCAUCUCACGGAUCAACUCUUCAAAUGCUACAAAACACUAGAUGUUAUUGACAAGAUUGAAGUGGUGGGGCGAACCUUGAAGACUAAUGAUAUUGAUAAUAUGAAAGUGCUUAAGUUGUUAGUUGGUGCCAGGGACGACAAGCAGACAUCAAUCUUUGACCUCUCCAGUGAAAAACAGGUUAGCUUAGAAACUUUGAAGAACAAGACCGUGCUGCUGUUGAUAUUAAGCACAGACGACAUUUUCUCGGAGAAGGAACUUCCUUUUCUCCAAGAAUGGUACGCGAAAUGCGAUGAAGUCCAAAGGAGGCAGCAUGCGAUCAUCUUGUUUCCCAUUACACGAGGCCAAGCCAAGAAAUNUCCAUGA